UAUGGUCCAAUAGUCCAGUUUUCAUGUGUUCACCAGUUUGACAAUCACUGUGUUCAGGCUUACUCUGUGGAACGCCAACUGGCUGACCCUGUUUGGUGUGUGUGUGUGUAUGUGUGUGUGUCCAGACUGAAGUGUUCACAGAAGCCCACUCGUACAUGAUAACAGAUGCGAUGCCUGGGGUGGAGUACGUCAUCCAGCUGGCCACUAAAGAUGAGUUUGAUGGCAUCUGGAGCGACUGGAGCUCUGCUGUGCCUGGACUCACCUGGACAGCGCCUGUACCCACUGCUGUGAGUGGUGUUGCUACAACUAAGUGUGAUUAUUUCGUCCUGUGCGGUGAAGGUUCUGGCACAGCAGAUGAAGAGCUUCUCAGAGACCCUGAACCUUCCGGUGUGACACAGGAGGUGCGGCCUCACCUCCUGUGGGUGGUUGGGUGUUGUGCUUUACUGUCUGUCACUCUCCUCAUCGCCUACCUGUUGAGACACAAGGACAGGUUCGUCUCCAAGUUGGUGAGCCUUAGCAACAACAAGCCCCGCCUCCCUGACUCCGCCCCCUCCACAUCAGCUCCAGCAGCCCAGGAAGUGCACGCUCUGCUGAACUCUGCCCCCCCACCUCACAAAGAGCCCCUCCCACAGGAAGUGGAAGUAAAGGAAGGAUCGGAGGAAGAGGAGGAAGCGGAGGAAGAGCAGGAGCAGGUGGUGGAGGAGAGUGGGAAGGAGGCCUUUGACUUCAACAAUACCAGCUACUUCCUGGUCCAGACAGACCAAUCCUGAGCCUUCCUGGAUCUCAGGCAGCCUCUGCUGUCAACAAUCACAAGCUACGAGUUAGCUCCCUACCAGGUCCAUUCAAGAGUCUGUAUUUCCCCUUAAAGGGUAAAGUCAGGAAAUUAAUGGGAAAGAAAUGCUUUUCAUUGUUCUUUGCACAAUUAAUAGGAAAGACUGAGAGAAGAUGUUUCUAAGAGUAUUGUCUUAUAAUUUUUAUUUUGAAUUUUGAGUGGAGUUGUAGGCCCUAUGUUUCAACCUGAUGUUUGUUCACUAUAUUGACCAUAUAUUGAACCUCUCUUUCUCU
Messenger RNA from Osmerus eperlanus (European smelt), 1065 nucleotides. RefSeq lists its product as uncharacterized. The transcript has 5 exons. Lineage: Eukaryota; Metazoa; Chordata; Actinopteri; Osmeriformes; Osmeridae. The record is from RefSeq and is a predicted model, not a curated record. Bases 156 to 770 code for a protein of 204 amino acids.